Messenger RNA from Eublepharis macularius, 2130 nucleotides. RefSeq names its product zinc finger protein OZF-like. NCBI's taxonomy places the organism in Eukaryota, Metazoa, Chordata, Lepidosauria, Squamata, Eublepharidae. Gene Ontology annotation, molecular function: DNA-binding transcription factor activity; RNA polymerase II cis-regulatory region sequence-specific DNA binding. The record is from RefSeq and is a predicted model, not a curated record. Gene Ontology annotation, biological process: regulation of transcription by RNA polymerase II. The transcript is spliced from 4 exons. Bases 192 to 1727 code for a protein of 511 amino acids.
GCUCCUGGGAGGCGGCCCAGCUCCUGCGCGCCCUCCUCCGUUGGGAAAGACCUGGGGGGGCGAGGGGGGCACUGUGGUCCUUGCAGGGAACCUCCCGGAGAGGCAGCCAGUGGCCCCCGACGGCCCCGGGCGCGGCAGAAGCGCCCCUGCCCCCCCCCCCGGGAUCGGACAGAACUGAAAAUUCACUUCUGAUGGCUUCUCCACAUUCUCCUCCACGUAGUGAAGGGAAAAGACCAGCCAUGCAGCCAUCUCCGGGCGGGGUGUCCUUUGAAGAAGUGGCUGUGUAUUUCACCCAGGAGGAGUGGAGCCUGCUGAGCCCAACGCAGAGAGCCCUAUACAAGGAAGUCAUGCUGGAGAAUUUUGGCCAUGUGGCCUCUCUGGCAGAUGGUGUGUGGGAGUCGGCGACCAAACAUCCAUUGAUGGAGAGAGAAGACGCAUAUUCAGAUACAGAAGAGAACAUUGCAAAUUGUGAUGAAUUGAGGAUAGGGGAGAGAAGAAACCCACUUAAUGGGAGGACAAAUCCUGAUUUUCUACAAGGUGACAAUUCUCAAGAAAUUCCAUUCCCUCAAAAAAUACACAAAGGGAACAAUGGGAAUGAGUGCCUUGGAAGUGGGGACAGAUUUUCUGAAAUAUCAGAUAUUAAUAUACAUUGGAAUACCCAUAAGACAAAGAAAACAUUUAAAUGCCUUGAGUGUGGGAAAACCUUUGGGCGGAAAUAUAGUCUAACUACCCACCAAAGAAUUCACACCGGAGAGAAACCAUAUAAAUGCCUGGAGUGUGGGAAAAACUUCAGUCACAGCGGAAAUCUUUUUUCCCACCAAAGAAUCCACACAGGGGAGAAACCAUAUAAAUGUCCUGAGUGUGGAAAAAGCUUCAGUCUCAGUGCAAGCCUUUCUUCUCACCAAAGAAUUCACACAGGGGAGAAACCAUAUACAUGCCUGGAGUGUGGGAUAAGCUUCUCUCAAAGUGGAAACCUUUCUUACCACCAAAGAAUUCACACAGGGGAGAAACCAUAUAUAUGCUUGGAAUGUGGAAAAAGCUUCAGUCAGAGGGGACUCCUCUCCUCUCAUCAAAGAAUUCACACAGGGGUAGGAAAAUAUAAAUGCCUGGAGUGUGGGAAAAGCUUCAGUCAGAGUGGAAACCUUACUCGCCAUCUAAGAAUUCACAUAGGGCAGAAACCAUAUAAAUGCCUGGAGUGUGGGAAAAGCUUCAGUCAGAGUGGAAAUCUUUUUUCCCACCAAAGAAUCCACACAGGGGAGAAACCAUAUAUAUGCCUGGAGUGUGGAAAAAGUUUCAGUCAGCGUGGGCUCCUCUCUUCUCAUCAAAGUAUUCACACAGGGGAGGAAAAAUAUAAAUGCCUGGAGUGUGGAAAAAACUUCACUCAAAGUGGAAGCCUUUCGUACCACCAAAAAAUUCACACAGGAGAGAAACCAUAUAUAUGCCUGGAGUGUGGGAAGAGCUUCAGACAGAGUGGACUCCUCGCUUCUCAUCAAAGAAUUCACACAGGGGAGGAAAAAUAUAAAUGCCUGGAGUGUGGAAAAAGCUUCAGCCAGAGUGGAAACUUUACUCGACAUCUAAGAAUUCACACAGGGGAGAAGCGAUAUAAAUGCCUGGAGUGUGGAAAAAGCUUCACUCAGAGUGGGAACCUUACUCGCCAUCAAAAAAUUCACACAGAAUGUAUGGAGGUAGCACAGAAACUGUGUGUAGAAGCUGAGUCCCCAUUUUGAGUCAGAAAUAUUAUAAAAUGGGAGGCCAUCUUGUCCCAUCAUGAAAUGAAGAAAUGGAAAACCAGAAGGGUGGAGAAAUAGCCUCCACUGUCUCCACCUGUCAGGUGUGGCCUCCCUCUUCUGACCAAGAAAAGGGUCUAAGGGAUAUUGAAGGGAUUGAGCUGCCGGCACUCAUUCAUUCUCUGCCUUGUGUUUUUGUGGCCAACCAGUCCUCAGAUACAGAGAACACCUCAGAGUAAUUUAGAGGGCCUGGGUUUUAACUCAGUGGGUCAGAUAGCGAAUGGAUUGGGGGGGGGGCGGGGUUGCUAGGAGAUGACCAUUGUUAGUUCUUUGUAUGAGGGUAUAUGAAUUAAUUAAAAUUGUGUUUUGUCUUCUUUCUCACCACUUCAUUUGCUCUCACCUU